AUGGCGGAGCGGUUGUGCUUGGGCCUGCAGCAUUUAGUAGAAACGGGUUUUUCAGUUUUUAGUAGAAACGUGUGUUUCUGUCAGUGCACGCACGUGAGCAAGGCUCUGGUGCCCUCAACCCGCCGGCAGAACGUGACCUGUAAAGACGCCCUGUCACCAGACGGCGCCGCAGAAGGCCAAGCAGGCCGCGGUUCCUCCGAGAGCCCUGUGGCGAGUGGAGGUCCAGGAACAGCCCCUGGCCCGGCGGGCCGGUUGAAACUUGUGCAGUUUGAAGUCCAAUCACCCAGCAUGGUACCUUGA
Messenger RNA from Rangifer tarandus platyrhynchus (Svalbard reindeer), 300 nucleotides. Lineage: Eukaryota; Metazoa; Chordata; Mammalia; Artiodactyla; Cervidae. The record is from the annotation of a GenBank genome assembly.